AUGCCUGUAACAUAUGAGAAAAUUGAAUCUAUGCUCGAAGAAAAGCUCGAGAAAAGUUUGCAGCCUUUUAUAAAACAACUGGAAGAAGCAACGAAAGCUAUUCAGUUUACCAGUGUUAAAUACGAUGAAAUCAUCAAGUUAUUGAAAAUUAACGAGGAAGAAAAGAAACAGCUGCUUGCUGAGAAUAAAGGUCUUAGAGGUGAACUUUUAGAAUCAAAGAAUGAACUCAAAUGGACCAAUACCUUCGCAGAGAUUGCGUGGAAAUCU
Molecule: messenger RNA, 267 nt
Organism: Paramuricea clavata
Lineage: Eukaryota; Metazoa; Cnidaria; Anthozoa; Malacalcyonacea; Plexauridae
Source: the annotation of a GenBank genome assembly